AUGGCUCGUCAACGAAAGGAAAAGUCUGUUAAGGACAUUAAACUUCAACAGCCGGAUCGAUCUGGUCCCACCAAGGAAACACUCGUCGAUUUCGCAAAGGGCCGUGACCUCUUCGCAGAAGCUGAUCGAAGACAACGCGAGCUCAACGGCGAAGUCCCGCUCUUAUCCCCUCGAACAGAACGUAUCUUUGAGACAAUACUAUGGACUGGAGUCAUUGCCACCGUGCAUUUCACAUUUGAUGUCCUAGUACAGCGGCAAUAUGCGAUGGAAGUUGAUUGGUUCGCCAUUGUUCAAAGGACUUUUACAGCUUGGCUUUUGUUCAUCGGCCUCUUUUACGUCUUGCACCCGCAUUACUCCCAUAAGUCAUUCUUCCCGCUUGUUCCUCAACAAUACCAAGAGACUGUCCGUCAAGCCAUAUUCUUUGUCGCGAGCACCGUAGGCGGCUGCUACCUCAUUCACAUCAGCAACAACUACGGAUACAUAGCAGUCAUGAAACAAGCUCCUCCUGUAGGCUGCUUGUGGGUAUGGGCGGUCGUCGAGAUGGACAUCCUUUGGGCGUUUCCGAGUUUAUGCAUUGCAGUGGCAUAUGCCUACAAGAAUGGAUACGGUUUCCGAUAA
This is a messenger RNA of Fusarium mangiferae, 618 nucleotides long. RefSeq lists its product as uncharacterized. The transcript is spliced from 2 exons. Bases 1 to 618 code for a protein of 205 amino acids. The record is from RefSeq and is a predicted model, not a curated record. NCBI's taxonomy places the organism in Eukaryota, Fungi, Ascomycota, Sordariomycetes, Hypocreales, Nectriaceae.